AUGGCUCGAAAGCUUUUACAAUGCCUUAACGACGGUGGCAAACUGUUAUUAGCUGUUUGUUGCAAAGGCAAACAGCGAAUCAGGGUCCACCACUUGUGCCUGCUCGAACUAGGAAGAUCUCAAAGCAGUGGAGAAGCCAAGACAGUUCAGCAGAGUCCGCCAACCAGCUCGCAAACUUCCAGGCGUUAUCUCAAAUGCUUCAAUCCUCAUGCUGACCCAAAUGGUCACUUCUACUCCGUCCAUCAACUCUUCACUCAAGGCGUUUGGAUUGGCUAUCUGGCGCCAGACCGACAUAAGGAGUCGUUUCGGGGACUUCCUUCAUUCAAUAUGUUGAGAUCCAACUGUGCCAAGCUCAUUGCGCCAUAUCCCAAAGCAACACAGGGCUUGGUAGGACAGAAUCGAUAUGCUAAACUGGUAAUCAUGCCGCUUGAUGGUGACGAUGAAGCUGGAGUUUUCACCAUCAUGUUACCACAGAAGCAUGAUAGAAGUCUGCAUGGCCUUCAAUCCUACCGGCCUUAUGAGAUCAUUGAAAGUGAUAAUGGGCAAGCUUUUUCCAACGACUACGAAGUGCUCACGCUCCGCAAUCUUGACAGUAGUGCUGAUGUACUAACUACAACUCUCGACGCACUACCAAUGCUAGAGCGUAUUAAGGCCGCCGUGGAGGUGAACAAGCGGUCAGUGUCGGAUUCAAAUUACAUAUAUGAUAAUUCAGCCUUUUCCGCAUCGAGUAUGACAGGCACUUCGACGCCAAAAACGCGAACGCUAGAAGAGGGAGAAAUCAGAGAAGACGAUAUGCAAGAAGAUGAGCCAAUCAAAACAAAGCGACAUAGAAGUAGCACAACGACCUCACGCAGGUCCCAUACCACAGAGGAGGAGAAACUUAGUGACUAUGAUAGCCCUGCAUAUCCAGGUACUGAAGGUUUCGUAGAGACGUCCCUUGAUUCUGCUGCCCAGAACUCAGUAACAACCACCUCGAACCUACAACCGCGAGUCACGAAACGCCAUUUAUCCCCCGAGACAGUAUAUCCGGAGCUCACCAAGGAACAAGCUGACCGCACAUACAUAAUUUGGUUCGUCAAAGACCGAGGUCUAGAAUAUGAAUUCGUCCACACGAUUGGUGAAUGCAAAACCUUCGCAGGCCUACUCCAACUGCUGGAAGAAGAUACAGAGUCCAUCCCGUCGAUUGCUGAGAUUCUAAAGGAAACAAAGACGUGGCGCUUGUGCUGCAGCCUUGACAGUCAUGGUGGGAUGAACAAGGCGCUGAUUGCUCGUGAAGGAAAAGAGACUGCAUUUGACCGACUGCAAACUAUACUCGCAGAAGCCCCUCUCUGGAGCACGAAUCCGCAUGGUCGAGUUUAUGUCGAACUCAGGUCUUUGAGCUGA
Molecule: messenger RNA, 1383 nt
Organism: Bipolaris victoriae FI3
Lineage: Eukaryota; Fungi; Ascomycota; Dothideomycetes; Pleosporales; Pleosporaceae
Exons: 3
Coding region: 1-1383 (460 amino acids)
Source: RefSeq, a predicted model, not a curated record